Molecule: messenger RNA, 1413 nt
Organism: Solanum verrucosum
Lineage: Eukaryota; Viridiplantae; Streptophyta; Magnoliopsida; Solanales; Solanaceae
Exons: 2
Coding region: 1-1413 (470 amino acids)
Source: RefSeq, a predicted model, not a curated record
AUGUUCCCCACACUAGUGGGGGCUGAAGUGGGAAACCAUCAGGGUGUAAGAGCUGGUUCACAUCCUCACAUGAGUCGUGGUACUCAAGCCAUGAAUCCUCCUUUUCAACAAAUGGCUGAAUUCUUCCACCACAUGGCUGAAGCGAUGCAUGAUCCCAACGUGAUUAACUUUGAGAAAAUGAGGAAAAUGGGUGGAGUUGAGUUUAAAGGCACUGUUGAUCCCACGGAUGUUGAACAAUGGUUGGAGCACAUGGAAAGCGUAUUUGAGCAGUUAGAGUGUUCCGAUGUUGCCAAAUUUAAGUAUGCUAUUUCACUAUUACAAAAGGAUGCUCACGAUUGGUGGGUAAGUGUUCCAAAUGCCAAAGUAAAACCUCAUGUUCUUACUUGGGAUGAUUUUCUUAGGGAAUUUCGUAUGAAGUAUGUCCCACCUGCUUAUUGUGAUACAAAGAUAAUGGAGUUUUUGAAUUUAAGGCAACGAGGCAUGUUUAUUGCUGAGUACCAACAGAAGUUUCUAAGGCUCUCUCGUUACGCUGGAGGUAUUAUUGAUGAGGAAAAAGACAAGUGUAGGAAAUUUGAAGAUGGUUUAAAUGAUUCCAUUCGGAAGAAUGAACUACUUGAUAAAGAAGAAGCUAGUAGAAAUGAAAACAAAUUUCGAAAGCCUAGACCAGAUUUUGGGGGUCCAUCAAAAAGGGGAAGGUUUGAUAAUUCUAAGGCUGGUAGUGAUAACAAGCCACCGCUACAAAAGCAAAACAGAUCAGAUUUUUCUACAGCUAGCACUCCAAAUUAUGGCCAAGGAAAGCCUCGUGUUCCAACUUGUCCACAAUGUGGAAAGAGUCAUUAUGGUACUUGCAGGAGAGCUUUUGGUGCAUGUUUCAAUUGUGGGAGCUUUGAUCAUAAAGUGAAGGAUUUUCCUAAUUCUAAUAAUGCUCCUUCCUUGAGAACUGAAGGCUCAGUUCAUAAGCCUUCUAUUAAUCCUCCUCAAACUAAUAGAGGUGCAAGACCUAAAAACACUCAACCAAUAUGUACAAGUGGAGCUAAUCAAGCUAGUGGACAAAUGACUACUCCACGUGCUUAUGCUAUGAGGCAGAGGGAUGAGCUAGAUGGACAAGACGUGGUUGUCGAUAAAUUUCACUUAUUUGGCUUAUGUGUGUUUACACUGUUUGAUCCUGGUUCUACACAUUCCUAUAUUUGUUCAUCACUUGUUCUUCCUGAAAAUGUGAAAUCUGUGAGACUUAGUUAUGAUGUGCUGGUUGAAAGUCCUUUGGGUUAUCAAGUGGUGUGUAAUCGAGUUUACCAAGAUUAUCCCUUCGUGAUUCAAAACAUAGGCUUCCCUGCUGAUUUGAUUGAAAUGCCCUUUAACGAUUUGAUGUUAUUAUCGGGAUGGAUUGGUUUUAUAAAUAUCAUCCAGUUGUAG